This is a messenger RNA of Coffea eugenioides, 2723 nucleotides long. Its product is annotated as 5-methyltetrahydropteroyltriglutamate--homocysteine methyltransferase. NCBI's taxonomy places the organism in Eukaryota, Viridiplantae, Streptophyta, Magnoliopsida, Gentianales, Rubiaceae. Gene Ontology annotation, molecular function: zinc ion binding; 5-methyltetrahydropteroyltriglutamate-homocysteine S-methyltransferase activity. Bases 114 to 2411 code for a protein of 765 amino acids. The record is from RefSeq and is a predicted model, not a curated record. The transcript has 12 exons.
UCAGCCCCUUCUAUCUUCUCUCCGUUGCUCUGUAUCAACAAACCAAUCUCUCAAAAAAAAGAGAGAAUAAGUCUUGAACUACCAUCCCCGGUCUUACCUCGUCCGAAAGAAUAAUGGCAUCUCACAUUGUUGGAUAUCCCCGAAUGGGUCCCAAGAGAGAACUUAAAUUUGCUCUGGAAUCCUUCUGGGAUAAGAAGAGCAGUGCUGAAGAGUUGGAAAAGGUGGCUGCUGAUCUCAGGGCAUCCAUCUGGAAACAGAUGGCUGAUGCUGGGAUCAAGUACAUCCCAAGCAACACCUUCUCCUACUAUGAUCAGGUUCUUGAUACUAUUGCAUUGCUUGGCGCUGUUCCACCUAGAUACAACUGGAGUGGUGGGGAGAUUGGUUUCGACACUUACUUUUCCAUGGCCAGAGGAAAUGCCUCUGUACCUGCUAUGGAAAUGACCAAGUGGUUUGACACCAACUACCACUUCAUUGUUCCUGAGUUGGGACCUGAUGUGAAGUUUUCUUAUGCUUCCCACAAGGCAGUAAAUGAAUACAAGGAGGCUAAGGCGCUUGGUGUAGAUACUGUUCCAGUCCUUGUUGGGCCCUUCACUUUCUUGAGUCUAUCCAAACCUGCUAAGGGUGUUGAGAAGACUUUCAAUAAACUUAGCCUCCUUGACAAAAUCCUUCCAAUCUACAAGGAAGUAAUUGCUGAUCUAAAGGCAGCUGGUGCUUCAUGGAUUCAGUUUGAUGAGCCAAUCCUUGUGAUGGAUCUUGAAUCUCACCAAUUGCAAGCAUUCACCAAGGCCUACUCCGAGUUGGAGUCAUCAUUUUCUGGCCUUAAUGUUCUGAUUGAGACCUACUUUGCUGAUGUUCCUGAAGGGGCAUUUAAAGCUGUCACUUCUUUGAGUGGAGUUUCAGCCAUUGGCUUUGAUCUUGUUCGUGGAGCUAAAACUCUUGACUUGAUCAAGGGCGGAUUCCCUGCUGGUAAAUACUUGUUUGCUGGAGUGGUUGAUGGAAGGAACAUCUGGGCUAAUGAUCUUGCUGCAUCUUUAACCACCUUGCAGGCUCUUGAGGGCAUUGUUGGAAAAGACAAGCUUGUUGUCUCCACAUCCUCCUCACUUCUCCACACUGCCGUUGAUCUAGUUAAUGAGCCUAAACUGGACAAAGAAAUCAAGUCCUGGCUUGCUUUUGCUGCUCAGAAAGUUGUAGAGGUUGAUGCCUUGGCCAAGGCAUUAAGUGGUGCCAAGGAUGAGGCAUUUUUCUCUGCUAAUGCUGCAGCUCAGGCUUCUAGAAAGUCCUCUCCAAGGGUUACAAAUGAAGCUGUUCAAAAGGCUGCUGCUGCUCUGAGGGGCUCUGACCACCGCCGUGCCACAAAUGUUAGUUCCAGACUUGAUGCUCAGCAAAAGAAGCUUAAUCUUCCUAUUCUUCCCACCACCACCAUUGGGUCUUUCCCUCAGACAUUGGAACUUAGGAGAGUACGUCGUGAAUACAAGGCCAAGAAGAUAUCUGAGGAUGAUUAUGUCAAGGCAAUUAAGGAGGAAAUCAACAAAGUGGUGAAGCUCCAGGAAGAACUUGAUAUUGAUGUCCUGGUUCAUGGUGAGCCAGAGAGGAAUGAUAUGGUUGAGUACUUUGGCGAGCAGCUGUCUGGUUUUGCCUUUACAGCAAAUGGCUGGGUGCAAUCUUAUGGAUCUCGCUGUGUGAAGCCCCCUAUCAUUUAUGGUGAUGUGAGCCGCCCCAACCCAAUGACUGUUUUCUGGUCCUCAACAGCUCAGAGCAUGACCAAGCGCCCAAUGAAGGGAAUGCUUACUGGCCCUGUUACCAUCCUCAACUGGUCUUUUGUUCGUAAUGACCAACCAAGAUUUGAAACAUGCUAUCAGAUCGCUUUGGCCAUUAAGGACGAAGUAGAAGAUCUUGAGAAGGCAGGCAUCAAUGUUAUUCAAAUUGAUGAAGCUGCUUUGAGAGAAGGUUUGCCUCUCAGGAAGGCUGAACAUGCGUUCUAUUUGGACUGGGCUGUUCACUCGUUCAGAAUCACUAACUGCGGUGUCCAGGACACAACUCAGAUUCACACUCACAUGUGCUACUCCAACUUCAAUGAUAUCAUCCACUCCAUCAUCGACAUGGAUGCUGAUGUGAUCACCAUUGAGAACUCCCGAUCUGAUGAGAAGCUCCUUUCUGUUUUCCGCGAGGGAGUCAAGUACGGUGCUGGAAUUGGUCCGGGCGUCUAUGACAUUCACUCUCCAAGAAUACCAUCGACAGAAGAGAUUGCUGACAGAGUUAACAAGAUGCUUGCAGUGCUCGAUACGAACAUCUUGUGGGUCAACCCUGAUUGUGGUCUCAAGACCCGCAAGUACGCUGAGGUGAAGCCAGCCCUCCAAAACAUGGUUGCCGCCGCCAAGCAAAUCCGCACCCAGCUUGCCAGUGCCAAAUGAAAGACCUGGGGGAUGCAGGACCUCAAUCACUGAUUCAUUUUUCUCAUGCAAAUUAUUGUUAUUAUUUUUUUUUUGGAAAAAAAUCGUGUUUUGUUUAAUUACACUUUUGGGGUCUUUUGCUGAAUAUUCGCAAAGUAGGUGUAGUUGGCCCUACUGGGGCAUUUUGCUUCUUUCUCUUGUGGAUCUCGUUUCAUCCCAUGUUUUAAACCUGUGUAUGUUGAUGCCUUUUAGAAGGAUUAAUGUACGUCACGAAAUGAAAUGCUCUAUACUCUCUUCCUUUUUUUAUAACUGAUGUUUAAGAAAUUUGCUCUA